Molecule: messenger RNA, 5499 nt
Organism: Doryrhamphus excisus (bluestripe pipefish)
Lineage: Eukaryota; Metazoa; Chordata; Actinopteri; Syngnathiformes; Syngnathidae
Gene: slc22a13b
Product: solute carrier family 22 member 13b
Biological process (GO): transmembrane transport
Cellular component (GO): membrane
Molecular function (GO): transmembrane transporter activity
Source: RefSeq, a predicted model, not a curated record
CAUUGUUGACUUCCUGGAAGGGAGUCAUUGGGUUUACAUGAUGGAUUCAGUUAAGGUCAGUUUUGGUUAGAGUCGGGCCUUCUGGAACAAAUGAAUGAUGCUAACCAAGGUUCUACUCUAUCUGUUAUCAGUAGGGAUGUCCCGUAUUGGCUUUUUUUUUCCCAAAAAUGAUAUUGUCCAACUCUCAAUUUCUGAUAUCAGCCAAUACCGAUACGGAUUUGUGACAUAUGUCUUGAAGUGGAAUGAACACGGAUAUGUCAUACAGCAUUUUUUCAUCAUCUGAUUAAGAUAUGCCUUUAUUCGUCCCUCAGUGGGGAAAUUUUAUCCCGACCGAUAUUCUGAUUCUGAUAUGUGGCCAUCCCGAGUUGUCCGUAUAUUUGCCUGUACUGGAGGUCGCAGGUGAGGAGGUACCCGUCACUAAAUGCUAGGCCAGCUUCCCUUAAAGUACGUCCUCACAUCCCUGGUGAAUCAUUCAUUCUGUAAAACAUAGAAAUCUGCCAACGGGGCCAAUCUUUGAAGGACGCUCGGGCUAAUAAAGACGGGAACCAUGGACGCUAAGGGGCUGUGGCCUCAGAUAAGAGUCCUGUGGGACUCGUACUCGUGGACGUCAACUUCUGCUGAAAAUGAUCAUCCUGGGGAAAAGGUGAACCUCCGUGGCUCAAAUAAGCCUGAACUGCUCUUGUUUACAGCGGGACUUUAGCGGGACUUUAGCAGGACUUUAGUGGGACUUUAGCGGGACUUUAGCGGGACUUUAGCGGGACUUUAGCGGGACUUUAGCGGGACUUCAGCGGGACUUCAGCGGGAUUUCAGCCGGAUUUCAGCGGGACUUUAGCGGGACUUUAGCCGGAUUUCAGCGGGACUUCAGCGGGACUUCAGCGGGACUUCAGCGGGACUUUAGCGGGACUUUAGCGGGAUUUCAGCCGGAUUUCAGCGGGACUUCAGCGAGACUUCAGCGGGACUUCAGCGGGACUUCAGCCGGAUUUCAGCCGGAUUUCAGCCGGAUUUCAGCGGGACUUUAGCAGGAUUUCAGCCGGAUUUCAGCCGGAUUUCAGCCGGAUUUCAGCGGGACUUAAGCGGGACUUUAGCGGGACUUUAGCGGGACUUCAGUGGGACUUUAGCCGGAUUUCAGCGGGACUUCAGCCGGAUUUCAGACGGAUUUCAGCGGGACUUUAGCGGGACUUUAGCGGGACUUUAGCGGGACUUCAGCGGGACUUCAGCGGGAUUUCAGCGGGACUUUAGCGGGACUUUAGCGGGACUUCAGCGGGACUUUAGCGGGAUUUCAGCCGGAUUUCAGCCGGAUUUCAGCCGGAUUUCAGCCGGACUUUAGUGGGACUUUAGCGGGAUUUCAGCCGGAUUUCAGCCGGAUUUCAGCGGGACUUUAGCGGGACUUUAGCGGGACUUUAGCCGGAUUUCAGCGGGACUUCAGCCGGAUUUCAGCGGGACUUUAGCAGGACUUUAGCGGGAUUUCAGCCGGACUUUAGCCGGACUUUAGCCGGACUUUAGCCGGACUUUAGCCGGACUUUAGCCGGACUUUAGCCGGACUUUAGCGGGAUUUCAGCGGGACUUUAGCCGGAUUUGAGCAGGACUUCAGCGGGAUUUGAGCGGGACCUUAGCGGGACUUUAGCGGGACUUUAGCGGGACUUUAGCGGGACUUUAGCGGGACUUUAGCAGGACUUCAGCAGGACUCUCAUCACGUCUGAGGAACAGUGGAGACUCCUCCAGGGAGGGGUUCUGAGUAGAAUCGGAGUCGGCACCAGUCAGGGCCAGCAAGGCCUUCUCUGCUGGCCUGGAAGUGCACACCUCCAUUUCCAACUUCAAUCCUAAUAUUUCUUUUCAGUUCUCAGACUUCAGUCGCCUGUCAGUGACAUCAGCACUUUUCUGUCCUCUGAUUGGUUGAUUGGCGGAGGAGGAGGAGUUCUGCUCAUGUGUGGUGAGUAGAUGUGUUUCCUCCAAGGUGUGGUGUUCUUCUGGACUGGAAAGGUCAGCAUGUGAUAUUGAAGAGGAGACGUUGGGAGUUGUUGGGAGCGUUUGUCAUCGAGCCGUUUAUUUAUGUUGCUUACAUUUGGCCGAGCUUGUUAUUAAUCUUCCUGGUAGCAGAAUGAUAGUCAAGCGUAUGGGGGACCAAGUGUGGGCGUCUGGGUUCAUUAAUGUUGCUUUUAGGGGCCACCGUAACGCCGCUUCAUAACACACUCUCACACUCAGAAGAGAUCCGCGUUGACAAUUUAGUCAUGGCUAUAUUUAGCCAGCAGGGUUCACAAGCAGUCCAUAAAGGCCAAGUAGACACCGUGCCAGGAGCAGAGAUCCACCCCUGAGUGGGCAGCGCCACUGUGCAACACGGGUCUGGGACCUGUGAACGCUCACCAGUAAGACCCAACCCCAGAGUGGGCGGCACCACCGUGCUACACAGGAACGCUCACCAAUGCCACCCCCCGGCCCAGAGUGGGCAGCACCACCGUGCAACGCGGGUCAGGGACUCCAAACUGGAGCGGUCCAGUUUGCCCUCAUGGAUGUUAACAGUCCUGACCUCUUCUAAAGAUCUCCAGGACUUCAAGUCUUCAACCUCCAGCUCCACUUUUUGUUUUUAAGGUGCUCCAGGUAGCAGGGUGGCAGCGUGACGUCAUCGUGUGACUAAUCCAGGGGUGGGCAAACUACGGCCCGGGGGCCACAUGCGGCCCACUAAGCGGUUGAAUCCGGCCCGCCAGUUGCUUUCUAUAGUAAUGGUAAUGGUUUAAUUUCAUUUGAACGUGCAUCAGAUUACAAUUGAAUGCAUCACAUAAUCAGUUCCCAGUUCCACAUGUCCAAAAGGAGUAGGAAGAAGCAAAGCUUAUUAAAUCCUACCCCUCCGUCUGGUACUUUUACAAUCACUAACUGUUACAUUUGUUCACUUCCUGCUUUCCAUAAUACAGUUUAAGGUUUUUUUUGUUGUUUUUUUUAAUAAUGUACCUCGUACAGAAGUGAUGUGACUCUACAAUGACAUAAUAAUUUGAUCACUUCCUGCUUUCCUAAUAUGGUGUAAGGUUUUUUUUGUCACGUACCGAAGUACGAGGUGAUGUGACCGUACAAUGACAUAAUGGGUACCAUAGUAACUGUCAAUAUAGUGAUUUAUUGUAUUUAUUAGUGAUUAUUUGGCAAACAUCAACUGCUUCUAAUUAUUUCAAAUUUGAACAUACAACAGCUGGCAACAUAAGUCAAGUCGGAUGUAUGAUUCAGAAAAAAAACAAAACUGUAAAAUUCAAUUUCGACAGCUGAUAGUAUGACACUUUUACUGAUGAAAUUAGACUAAUAAUUCAAUUCAGAAGUCAGAAUUAUAAGCGUAAAAUAGUGCGUAUUAAAUAUAUAUUCGGGCCCCCCUCGGGACAAUUUUGUUAACUCAAAGCGGCCCGCGGGUCAAAAAGUUUGCCCACCCCUGGACUAAUCAGUGACUAGGAAGGAAGGAUGCAAGGAUGCAAGGAUGCAAAGUGAAAGCGAGAUGACUCCUAGCGAUAGUUAGCACGCGAGCGAAGCAUUGUUGGAGUUUUGUCAUCGUGGUGACACAUUGACAGCCGGCUUAAAGAUUAACGCGGACACGAGGGCAGCCCUCACGUUGCCGCACGUCGUCCGCCAGUCCCCGCCAGUCCCCGCCAGUCCCCGUGAGUCCCCGCGCCGCGUCCAACAUGAGCACCUUCAACCACGUCCUCAAGGAGAUCGGCGAGUUCGGCUUCUUCCAGAAGCGUCUGGUGGCGGCCCUCUGCGUCCCCAGCAUCUUCAUCGCCUUCGACGUCAUCGGCCAGGUCUUCACGGGCCUCGCCUUCCCCAACCACUGCGAUACGGACUGGAUCCUGGACCCGGGACCCAAUCUGACCCUGGAGAGGCAGAAGGAGCUGACUAUCCCCGUGGGCCCGGAUGGGAGCUUCCAAAGUUGCCGGAUGUUCACUCCGGUCCCCUGGGACCUGGAGAGCAUCGAGGCCUACGGCAUCAACGCCACCACGAGCUGCAUCAACGGAUCCAAGUUCGAGGUCCCGCGAGGAGCGUCCAGCAUCGUCACGGAGUUCAAGCUGGUGUGCGACAGAAGCACCUUGAUCGAAGCGUCUCAGUCCAUCUACAUGGCCGGACUUCUUCUCGGGGCCUUGGUCCUGGGAUCCAUGGCUGACAGGUUCGGCCGUCGCUUUGUGGUCCUCCUGGCUCAUCUUCUCCUCCUCUUGUUCGGCGUGGCCUCGGCCUUCUCUCCCAACGUUUACGUUUACGUCCUGCUCAAGUUCCUGUGUGGAUUCUCUGUGUCGGGAAUUCUGGCCAACGCUUUUGUGAUCGGUGGAGAAUGGUGCGAGUCGUCCAGAUUCGCCUUCUGCACCAUCAUCAGCCACACUUUUUACGCCGUGGGACUCAUGCUGCUGUCGGGUAUCGCCUACUCCAUCCCAGACUGGAGAGUCCUGCAACUGGUCCUCUACAGUCCUCUUCUCCUGCUCCUGGCUCUCUUCUACUGGAUCCUUCCCGAGUCGGCACGCUGGCUCAUCACCCAGGGCCGCAAGGAGGCGGCGCUGAAGGAGGUCCGGAGGGCGGCCAAGGUCAACGGCAGGGAGGUGUCCCAAGAUCUGCUGGACAAGCUGGACGUGGACGGGAAGCCCGUCAGAAGGAGCAUGCUGGACAUCUUCAGGAUUUCCUAUCUCAGAAAACGAGCGCUCAUCAUGAGCUACGUCUGGUUUGGAACCAGCGUCAUGUACUACGGCCUGAGCCUCAACGUGGGCCACUUCGGCGUGAACAUCUACCUGACACAGUUCAUCUUCGGCCUGGUGGAGAUCCCCGCCCGCCUGGGCUCCUUGCCGCUCAUCCAGCGCUUUGGGCGGCGACCUUGUGAGGCCAUCCUGUUGAUGUUCGGGGGGGCCACCUGCCUGGCCAUCAUCGCCGUGCCCAAAGAGUUUCCUGUGGUGGUGACCGUCAUCGCCGUGUUGGGAAAGUUUGCGGCCACCGGAUGCUUCUCCAUCGUCUACGUUUACACGGCAGAGCUCUACCCCACCACGCUGAGGCAGAACGGCGUGGGCCUGAACUCCAUGUGCGCUCGCGUGGGCGGCAUCCUGGCUCCGCUCAUCAGACUCCUGGACGUCUACCACCACGCCAUCCCCAUGUCCAUAUACGGGGCGGUGCCCGCCAGCGCUGCGCUCCUGUGUCUGAUGCUGCCGGAGACGCGCCACGCCGAGCUUCAGGACAACGCCGAGCUCGGAGGAAGCACGGCACACCAGAAGGACGAAGAAAGGACCGCCUUCUAGCCUCCUAGGGAUGCACUGUCACCGUGGCAACAGCAGCAUAGUGGAAAGCAUGUUCUAUUCACAUUUCUUUCUUUGGACGUUUCACACAUGCAACCAUCUCACAUUCUUAUUAUUAUUAUUACUAUUAUUAUUAUUAUUAUUGUUGUUGUUAUGAUGUGUACCUUUGCUCUGCACUCCUCUUGCAUCAUGAUUUUAUUGAAGUAGAACGCUGCAAUAAAAGCAUGCAUGUGCAGAUUCUCUUCACUCAAUGAGUGCUUUG